Molecule: messenger RNA, 2019 nt
Organism: Sorghum bicolor (sorghum)
Lineage: Eukaryota; Viridiplantae; Streptophyta; Magnoliopsida; Poales; Poaceae
Product: fatty acyl-CoA reductase 1
Exons: 7
Coding region: 197-1744 (515 amino acids)
Biological process (GO): long-chain fatty-acyl-CoA metabolic process; suberin biosynthetic process
Cellular component (GO): intracellular membrane-bounded organelle
Molecular function (GO): alcohol-forming very long-chain fatty acyl-CoA reductase (NADP+) activity
Source: RefSeq, a predicted model, not a curated record
GUCUCACUGGCUGCUUGAGCAGCUUGCAGGACAGGGAAGCAUCGCCGCCAUAACAUCUCUCCGUGUGUGUCCCUCCGUCCUGCACAUAAUACAAUCACGCACAAAAGAGCCUCUUUUCCCUGCAACCAUCUCAAGCAAAAUUACAAGCAAGAUUGAGAGUGUUUGUGAGAGAGAGUAUAUAGGCGAUCGGCGACGGAUGAUGGAUAGCAUGGACGCGGCGAGGAUCAUAGGCUAUUUCAAGGGGAAGACCAUCCUCAUCACCGGCUCAACUGGCUUUCUUGGAAAGAUUCUUGUGGAGAAGAUAGUACGGGUGCAGCCUGAUGUGAGCAGGAUCUACCUCCUCGUAAGAGCGACUGACGCGGCGUCCGCAAAGCAGCGCGUCCAACAAGAGGUGACCGGCACCGAGCUGUUCAGCCUCCUGAGGGACAAGUAUGGCGAGGGCUUCGACCUGUUCAUCCAAGAGAAGCUUAUUCCUUUGGCUGGAGACAUCACGAAGGAGGACCUGGGCCUGGAGCCGGCCACAUUCGACGACCUCGCCAAGGAGAUGGACGUCAUCGUCAACGUUGCUGCAACCACCAACUUCUACGGAAGAUAUGAUGUCUCGUUGGGUGUGAACGUGAUGGGGGUGAAGCACCUGUGGGAGUUCGCCAAGCAGUGCGCCAACCUGAAGAUGUUCAUGCAUGUCUCCACUGCCUAUGUGUCCGGCGACAGCACGGAGCUGAUCCUGGAGAAGCCCAUCAAGCCCGGCGAGGCGCUGCGGGAAGGCAUGCACCUCGACAUCGACGACGAGCUGCGCCUCGUCAGCGACGUCAAGAAUGAUGUGGCGACGACGACGAAUGCCGCCGGCGCCGGCGCCGGCAGCGACGACGCGAGAGCGGCGGAGAGGAAGGCGAUGAAGGAGCUGGGCCUGCAGAGGGCGCGCCACUUCGGGUGGUCCAACACGUACGUCUUCACCAAGGCCAUGGGCGAGAUGCUGCUGGGGCAGCAGCAGCUCCGUGGCGGCGACGGCGACAUGCCGGUGGUGAUCGUGCGGCCCAGCAUCAUCACCAGCAUCCGGGCGGACCCGGUGCCGGGGUGGAUGCAGGGCACGCGCACCAUCGACACGCUCAUCAUCGGCUACGCCAAGCGGAAGAUCUCGGCGUUCCUCGCCGACCUCCGCAUGGUGAUGGACGUCGUCCCGGGGGACAUGGUGGUGAACGCCAUGCUGGCGGCCGUGGUGGCGCACUCCGUGGAGCGCCGCGGCGGCGGCGCGCAGGCGGCCAUGACGAUAUACCAUCCCACCUCGUCGCUGCGCAACCCGGUGACGUACGCCGUCCUCUACCGCUCCGGCAGACGCCACUUCAAGGAGCACCCGCGCGUAAAGGACAACGGCGAGGUCAUCCCCAACAACAAGAUGCGAUUCUUCACCACCAUCCCGCGGUUCCGCCUCUACAUGAUCCUCUCCUACAAGCUGCCACUCGAGAUGUUGCACAUGUCGAAUCUGCUACUCUGUGGGCUCUUCUCUCAGUUCUACAAGGACUCCAACCGCAAGUACAAGUUUGUGAUGCAUCUAGUUGACGUCUAUGGCCCCUUCGCCUUCUUCAAAGGAUGCUUUGACGACACAAACAUGGAGCGCCUGCGGUCCACGAUGGUGAUGAACACUCCUGAAGAUGACAUGUUCAACUUCGAUCCCAAGACCAUCGACUGGGACGAUUAUUUCUACAGAAUUCACAUACCUGGUGUCCUCAAGUACGUCUUGAAGUGAAGAGACCUGUGUGGUUGCUUCUUCACCUUGUUCUGGGGAAAACUCUGUUCUAUAUAUAUGUGUGUGUGGAAAGACACACCUUGCUUCUUCACCUAAUCACCUUGUUCAUAUAUGUGUGGGGAAAAACUUAGUUUUACCUCUGCUGGCUGUAAUCAAUCACAAAGCCAAGUCAUCCAUUGACCAAACCUGUUAAAUGUAUUGGUCAACUCAAGCACCAUAUAUGAAAUGUGAAUAAAAAUGUGUGCUUUGUGUUGGCUGGCAGCAGCCUAUCUGAA